AUGUCUAUUGGUGAGGACAAAGUCGAUUACCACGACGGUACCAAUGGCGUUCUCAAGAACCGUCUCAGCCUGAAAGGUAUUCACACCAAGCACAAUUCGAACAACCAAACAAAUACUGUCAUCAUUGUCGGUGCAGGCCCUGUGGGAACAUUCCUGGCCUACAGGUUGGCCAAAGAAGGGAUCAAUGUCACAGUGAUUGAGAAAGAGUCGCAGACUAGCGAAGCACCCAGGGCCGUUGGAUACUAUGCUGCAUCAAUGCAAGCCCUGGUGGAUGCCGGAUUAUACGACAAGAUUCGCGAGGAAGGCUUUAUGGUCAGAGGCCUUGCUUGGAGAAAGCAACCAGUUGGUGAUGGCGAAGGUGGAAAGCAGCUGGGAGAAGAAAUUGCUGUUAUGCCAUUGGCUGCACCAGAUGAUGACCUUAUGGAACCGCCUGCUGGACUUCUCUGUCUCCAGCAAGCGCUGCUCACGAAACUGUUUCUUCGUGAGGCCCUUGCCACUGGAAAAGUGACGAUACUUUUCAAUCGCGAGUUGACCGGCAUUGAAGAUCAUGGCGGGAAUGUUACAGCUACUACUAAAGGCACCGACACAAAGGUUUCAUCUCAGAUGACCGCAUCCUUUCUAGUCGCCACUGAUGGUGGCAGGUCCACUUCGCGAAAGCUGCUAGGAAUAUCAUUCCCUGGUCACACCUGGCCUGAGCGACUGCUCGCCACGGACGUAACAAUCAAGAACGAAAAUGUCCCGACUUAUGCUUGCUAUUAUCAAUUUCAUAAGCUUCAUUACGGAUUGGCUACGCCUCUAACGGAGCCGUUGGAUGGGAAAGAAUCCCUGUGGCGAUAUGCAGUAGCUUUAGAUCCUAACGAGAAUCGAUCCGAUGAGGAGCUUCUAAGCGACGAGCAUAUUGAAAGCUUGUAUGAAGAUGUCAUGGUUGGUCCCAGGCCAUUGAAGGUUCGAAUCGGACGACGGGCCAUUUACAAAAUACAUCAACGGCUGGCGACUACUUUACGACGAGGUCGAAGCUUAUUGGCCGGCGAUGCAGCUCACGUGUGCAACCCGUUCGGAGCUCUGGGUCUCAAUUCUGGUCUUCUGGACGCCGAUGCUCUCAGCGACGCUCUUAUAAUGAUCCUGAACGAAUCCAAGCCCCUAUCAGUUCUGGACCUCUACUCUGAUGAACGACGGAAGGUAUUCCAAUAUUUUGUCGAUCCAACGUCAACGCACAACAAGCUUCGUGUCCAGUUCAACAGCCAAGAGACUGCCGCAACAGAUGAUGAUUUCUUCCGACUAUUGCGAGAAGGAUCCAUGGUGGAUCGGAUGGAAGCAACCAAAAUGUACUAUGAUACUUGGCGGACGAACAUCAGAAAGUUGGCAAAGGCAAAAGGGUACUAG
Molecule: messenger RNA, 1383 nt
Organism: Exophiala aquamarina CBS 119918
Lineage: Eukaryota; Fungi; Ascomycota; Eurotiomycetes; Chaetothyriales; Herpotrichiellaceae
Exons: 2
Coding region: 1-1383 (460 amino acids)
Biological process (GO): 3-(3-hydroxy)phenylpropionate catabolic process
Molecular function (GO): FAD binding; 3-(3-hydroxyphenyl)propionate hydroxylase activity
Source: RefSeq, a predicted model, not a curated record